AUGAGAAUCAUUCUUAGAUUUCUUCUUAUUCUCAUAAUUUCUUUGAGAAGUGUUAAUGGACAAGACAACAAUCAAGUAGACGACGAUGGAAAGAAUAAAACAACAAAUUUUGAAAUUACAUGUCAAAUCUAUAACAAAACUUACACUGGAGAAGAAUGUCUUCGAUCGCUGGAAAAGUUUGGAAAGGUUGUCAGUUACAUCGUCACUGGAUUCGUAGUGAUUGUUUUAUCGUGUUGUUGUGGAUGGUUGAUGUGUAUUUGUAAAAUAUUUCAUAACAAAAAGCAUCGUAAUAAUGGACAAAUUCUUCAAAUGAAUCAUCACAAUCCGACAGUUGCAACUGUAGCUUAA
This is a messenger RNA of Clunio marinus, 348 nucleotides long. The record is from the annotation of a GenBank genome assembly. Lineage: Eukaryota; Metazoa; Arthropoda; Insecta; Diptera; Chironomidae.